AUGUUCAUCGAAAACCUCGCUGUGCUCUCCAUCGCCGUCGCCGCAGCGGCGUUCGCAUGGGUGAGAGCGCUCGACACGGCGUCUGGCACCUCCACGCUACCGAUCCCGACUACCAUCACAUCAUGCAUUCAACAAUGCUUCGACCAAGCAGAACUGCAAAGCGGAUGCAACGGGCCCAAUGACACAGUACCGUGCCUCUGUUCAAGUGCUGCGUAUCUCCAUGUUGCGCUCGCCUGCCUUCAGGCGGCAUGCCCGCCAGACAUCGAAUCGGCACUGCAGACAUAUACAGAGGAUUGCAAUCUCAGCCCCUCGGCCUCAGGGUCUGCGUCGAUUGCUUCGACUACGAUCGACCCGUCCACCACCAGCGUCUCGAGCCCAUCCUCGACAUCUGAGUCCAAGACGGACAGCUCCAGCCCCCCUGGCGCUACUGCCACGACCUCGUCGAUGGCCCAAAACUCGCAGACGGGUGGGAGUAGUGCGUCCGCAACAGCCUCUGCAUCGGCCACCAGCAGCGAACCCCUGACCGGCAGCCUGAGUGCGGAGUCAACGGGCACUCAUACACGUCCCUCGAAGGGGCUAGUCAUCGCCCUUCCUAUCGUCCUCGCAGUAGCCGUCAUUGCGGCCCUCGCGCUCCUCUGGAAGUGGGCCCGUCGGCGCCGCCAGCAACGCGCCGCGAUAUUCCAGCCCCACUCCUUACCUCUCCCGUCUGAGUUGCCCUCUCCCGCGAUUGCCACGAGCCCAACACUCAAAGGUGGCGAAAGCCCUAUCGUUCUCGCUCCCCCACACAUCAGCGUCGCCCCUUCGGUCGACACGCAUACCAGCCCCCCAUCGCAAAACGGAAUACAGUCGACGGGCGACGACGCGCAGCGCGAAGGCGGGAGAGAGGCGGGUGCGGGGGACUCGGAGCGCGUGAUGGUUCUUCCUUGGUCCCUAGGAGAACGCGUCCUCGCGCUUUUGGGAGGCCGGCAUGGAGAGGGAACGAGGAACGGCUCCGUCGUGGGGACCGAGGCGCUCCCUCCGUAUGAGGAGCGAGACGCAAGGAUGUGA
Messenger RNA from Trametes versicolor FP-101664 SS1, 1047 nucleotides. RefSeq lists its product as uncharacterized. Lineage: Eukaryota; Fungi; Basidiomycota; Agaricomycetes; Polyporales; Polyporaceae. The record is from RefSeq and is a predicted model, not a curated record. Bases 1 to 1047 code for a protein of 348 amino acids. The transcript is spliced from 4 exons.